UCGGCGAACAAAUCUCUAAGGAUCUGCAGACCCAGUAGUCGCUGUCUGAUUCAGUCCCAAAGUUUUAUUUACAGACUCUUGCUUCAUACCAUCUAAAAAUCGGACCAGAUAUUGUGAGGUAAAAUGAACUACUUGUGCGUUUUUCUGCUGUGCGCUUCCUUUGCAAACUGUUUGAAUCUAUCGCCUGCGACGUACAAGCAGCACUGGCAGAAGUGGAAGUCUUUUUAUGGCAAGGAAUACGAGUCAGAAAUUCAUGACAAUGCCCGCUUCUCAAUAUGGCAGAACAAUUUAAAGUAUGUUUUAAAGCAUAACUCAGAAGAACACUCCUACACCUUGGCCAUGAACCAGUUCGGUGAUCUGACAGUCGACGAAUAUCGAUCAUUUAUCCUAGGAGUUGGUUCUCAUUUUCCAAACGAAACAGAACGUCGCGGUUUUACCUCUCUUCCUUUUAGUGAACUGACCCUACCCCCCACGGUAGAUUGGAGGACGAAGGGAUAUGUCACUCCUGUCAAGAAUCAGGGUCAGUUGGGUGCUUCAUGGGCGUUCAGUGCCACAGGGUCACUGGAAGGACAACAUUUUAAGAAAACAGGAAAACUUGUCUCUCUUAGCGAACAGAAUCUACAAGACUGCUCUGGAUGUGGCAAGGUGUCUCCUCCCUUGAUGGGAUUUAUAGACUGUGCAUUCUUAUAUGUCAAAGAAAACGGUGGCAUAGACACCGAAGCCGGUUACCCGCAUCCAUGUCCAAAGAGUUGUUGCUUUGAAAAAGCUUACAUAGGUACCACCUGUACUGGUUAUGUUGAUAUCCAGCAAAGAAGCGAGUUAGCUCUUCAGUCUGCUGUGGCCGAAGUGGGUCCCAUCUCAGUGAUCAUCGAUGCCAGUCACGCUUCAUUCCAGUUUUAUCACAGUGGGGUGUACAAUGAACCUGCCUGUAGCAGUUAUCAGCUGGACCACGCAGUACUCGUUGUUGGUUAUGGAACUUACCAAGGACAGGACUACUGGCUGGUGAAGAACUCCUGGGGAAAGAGCUGGGGCAUGGAAGGGUACAUUCUGAUGUCGAGGAACAACAAAAACCAGUGUGGAAUCGCCUCGAGCGCCAGCUACCCUCUUGUUUAAUGGAAACCUGUCAAAGACUUAAAAUAAUGGA
Molecule: messenger RNA, 1144 nt
Organism: Pocillopora damicornis (cauliflower coral)
Lineage: Eukaryota; Metazoa; Cnidaria; Anthozoa; Scleractinia; Pocilloporidae
Product: digestive cysteine proteinase 1
Biological process (GO): proteolysis
Molecular function (GO): cysteine-type peptidase activity
Source: RefSeq, a predicted model, not a curated record